Pocillopora verrucosa is the source of this 2538-nucleotide messenger RNA. Its product is annotated as inactive rhomboid protein 1-like. Lineage: Eukaryota; Metazoa; Cnidaria; Anthozoa; Scleractinia; Pocilloporidae. Gene Ontology annotation, biological process: regulation of protein secretion; regulation of epidermal growth factor receptor signaling pathway. Gene Ontology annotation, molecular function: serine-type endopeptidase activity. Gene Ontology annotation, cellular component: endoplasmic reticulum membrane. The record is from RefSeq and is a predicted model, not a curated record.
UGUGGGAAGGCUGAGUUGAAUCGAAAGUGUCUAAUCAGCUUUCAGUUUAGAUGUAACGGUGACUGUUUGGAGGUGUGGAUUUGAACUGCUUCUUUUAAAUGGAAAGCAUGGAACGAGAGCCACUUCUUGGAGUAAAAAAAUCAGGUCGUCAAACUCACAAUAGAUAUCCCUACUCUAGAUCAUCAAUCAGCGAUGAUUUUAAUGAAACCUCUGUGUAUUCCUACUGUGGGAAUAAUUACAACAUUCCCAGACCAGACAGACGACAUGCAUAUUCUGAUACAACAUCCACAAGUAAUGAAGAGCCUCCUGCUGCAAGGAAAAUUCAUCGGCCUUACUUUAUAUGUCUAGUAACAAUUGCAAAUGUGGCACUUCUUAUGUACAUCUGCAUUGCUGGUGGAGUGGAGACUAUAGCUUUUAAGCCAGAACGUCAAAAUAUAUCAGUUGACAGAUUUGGAUACAUAGGAUCAAAUGAUUCAGUGCAUAAACAAGAUAUUUUUCGAUAUCAUGGGGUCAACUGGUUCAUUGGACCUAAUUCAUCUUUUCUGGUUCAGACGGGAGCUAAAUUUGGUCCGUGCAUGAAGAAGUUGGAGGUCGUAGAAGAAAGAAUUAAAAAUAUAUCAGAAAAAGAAGCCGAUUAUGUUUGUUGUUCCUUUCAUGAGGAGUGUGGAAUGGUGAAAAAUUCAAGUUGCCUACCAGGUAUUAUCAUUGACACUGGGAACUGUACAAGUCCAAAUAGUCAUUACUGCAGACAUGGUGUUACCCUGCGACCCUGUUGUCUUGGACUUUACUCUCAGUGUGAGGUUAUCUCUGAGCAGUAUUGUCUAUAUAUGGGAGGUUACUGGCAUCAAAACCAGACCCUCUGUAGCCAGGUGAAUUGCCUUGAUGGUAUCUGUGGAAUGAGUGGUGUGAAGAACGAGACUGGUGGAAAGCAGUGGUACAGAUUGAUUACGGCAAUCUUUUUACACCUCGGAGUGAUUCAUCUAAUUGCAAAUCUCAGCUUCCAGAUUCCUGUAGGAAUUUUGAUUGAAAGAGAGAUAGGAUCCAUUCGGAUUGGUUUAAUCUACCUGAUAAGUGGCAUCGGUGGGAAUUUAUUUUGCGGACUUUUUGAUCCUCUGACUCCACAGGCUGGUGCCUCGGGAGCUCUGUUCGGUAUCCUUGCCUUAGUGAUAGUUAAAAUGGUGCAAUUUGGACGUGAAGUGAAGAGACCGUGUGUUGAAGCUCUUAUGGUGCUGGUCGUGGUAAUGAUCAGUUUUGCCUUAGGGACGUUACCAUACAUCGGAAACUUCGUGCACAUUGGAGGGUUUGUGUUUGGUAUUUUUGCCUCGUUGGUGUUCCUUCCACGAUCAAACUUUCGUCGAUUCCAGACCAUGGCUCUUUAUACCUGUUUCAAAGGAGUUUUUGCGCUCCUUCUUGCUGCGCUGACUAUUGUCUUUUGUAUUUUUUUUGCCUUUGACAAAAAGUCCAAGUUCUGUUCAUGGUGUCAAUACCUCGACUGUGUUCCAUAUACGGAACAUUUUUGUCCAAACAUGAAUUCAGAUGGAUAUGCAAACACCGGUGGAUAGAAUUCACUUGUGAAUUGAUGAAAACAGUGAGAUGAAAGGAGAUCAGAGCUAAAAUAGUGCUCAGACCCUGACGUUAUUGAGGCCACACGAGUCCUCUUGAAUUCUCGACACUAAAGUAACCACUGUUUUAGAAGACAAUUAACGAUAGUUGACCUGAGGGAGCAAGAAUUUAUGAGAUUCAAGGAGGACUGAUGAGUCCACGUAAGAGUUUGGCAGAGUUCAAGCCCUUGCUCAUUGUUCAACUGCAAUUUCGUAAGAGUAUUUUGAGCGUUUUUUUAUGAAUUUAAGGAUAUUCAAGGAGAUGCGGUUGUCACCGGGACACAAAGCUGUUUAUUUUUGGGAAACAAUUAAUUUCUCCUUCGCUUGCAGAGAAACCAUUUACAUCUGAAUAACCCAAGCUUAGGCCUAUCCAUGCCAGAAUGCAGGAUAUAAGGUCUUAACAUGACCUUGUGUUGAAUAGAAAAGCCCAUCUGUAUGUAGGAUUAAUGUUAGUGAUUUCGGUUGUGUUGGAAUCCAAGCCAAUGGUGUGUUGUUCAAGGGGUUGGUCUUAGAGCGCUUCACCCCUACCCCCAUUACUCCAAAACUGUCUCUGAUCCCCUCCACCUCUCCCGCAAAGCUAUGUGGAACAAGAACACGGGCGACCAGAGAGUUUAGAGAACGGAUAAGAACUGAGCUGCAAUAACUGUAAAUCGAUGGGCUUUAGGCAGUGGAUACCAAGAAAAAGUGAAGGAGAAGUAUAGAAGUAGCCAAAACGAAAGUUAAAGUAUCGUUUUGACUUCAGAGUGAACAUAGAGGAUAGAUUCAGCAAUAAUUUUGCUAGUUGCUGCCGAUGCAGGGCCACAGAAAGUACUCUGGAUAUUACUUGUUUUCUCGAGAUUUAAUUCUAGUCAAAGUGAGCUGAAUAUAACUUGUAUGAAGAUUUAUCAAAUAUGUCUGAAUUUAAAAUUAAAAGCAAAUAAAUUUGAUUUUAAAAGAA